AUGAGGUAUCCUGUGGAUAUUUUAACCGGUGGAGAGUGGGAUGUGGUAAAGCAAUCAUCAGAGGCUUACCUGUCGAGACUUCGUGAGAGAGAGCGGGAAUCCAGUGGGUGGUUUACGCUGGCCAAUGGAGAGAAGGUUGCUGUGAGACUGUCCUCUCUGGUCUUUCUGCAGGUACAUAGGGAGCACAAAGGGCACUGUGUCCUGGGUCUGGCCAGCUCUCAGACAGUGGUAGCUGUACACCUGGCUGGGCGAUGGUGGUCCGUGGACGAUGCUGUGAAGACCAGCGACAUGACAAGGCAGGAGCUGGUCCAGGUGCAGUCAGUUGGUGAACGGAUUGUGCUGUAUCUCCUCAAUCAGAUAAUUUAUGGAAAGUGGGAGUUUGAACCGGGCAGCAUUCCGUUUGUUCCUCAUCCUGAAAAGCAGCUCGCCAAAAUCUUCUGGAAAGACAGUGAGGCUGUCGGAUUCUACACCAUGAAUCGGAAAGGGAGUCUGUGUACGGACCACACCGGCCAGUGUUACCAGCUUCCUGUAUUGGACACUGUGUUUGUCAGACAGACUCACCGACGCCAGGGCAUUGGGUUGAAGAUCCUGCAGGAUUUCUGUAGCGCCUUCAGUGAUGACGAAGCUUUGGGAAUCAGCACGCCCAUCUCUGCCACCAUGUACAAAGUUUGUUCCAAGUAUUUGCAGACACGACCCCAGGAGCAGGCUCGCCUUUGGGAAGUGGAGGCUCCAGGGGACUGGAGCCAAAGGGUUAAUGUGUGGCUGCAGCUCCAGUUGGGAGAGAUACCCUUAGAGAACAGAACUGGAGGCAGUGCCUCCACAUGUCAGAGCCCAGCCAGAGAGGGUGACCCGGGCUCGAUAGAGGAGAGUAUUACUGGACAAUCACCUCAUCAGGCAGUCCAGAGUCUGCAGGUGCAGUUUUACGAGGCAUGUGUCCCUCCCAUUGGAGCCGUCUACCCCAAAGGGAAAAUCUGUUCCCCACCAGUUUGUGUCGCUCUCGCUCAGUAA
This is a messenger RNA of Hemiscyllium ocellatum (epaulette shark), 1008 nucleotides long. RefSeq names its product family with sequence similarity 169 member B (gene fam169b). The coding region runs from base 1 to 1008 and encodes 335 amino acids. NCBI's taxonomy places the organism in Eukaryota, Metazoa, Chordata, Chondrichthyes, Orectolobiformes, Hemiscylliidae. The record is from RefSeq and is a predicted model, not a curated record. The transcript is spliced from 8 exons.